AUGGCCAGCUUAGUAGACAUAAUGCAAGAUUGUCGUCUCUAUAUGAGGCCCUUCCAAAGACAUCUUCUCCGCUACUACAGCCCCGGAGUAGACUCACUGCAUUCUCGGAUUCCCUUGCCACUGACUAUCCGUCGCAGUUUAGCGCCCUGGACUCGCCCAGCAUUCGUGGCUCAGGGCAAGCCACUACAGACUCCCCUCCCGUCAGCCUCAGUGACCACCGACGCCUCGCUCUCCGGUUGGGGAGGCCACUGCGAGGGGGAGAUGGUGUCCGGAGAUUGGGCUUAUCCAGGCGCCCUCCCUCACAUCAAUGUGUUGGAGAUGCAAGCGGUGUCCAACGCACUUCGCCACUUUCAGCACAAGCUAAUCGGGCGGACAGUGCUGGUCCGCACGGACAACAGGUCUGUGGCAGCCUACAUAAACAGGCAAGGGGGCACACGGUCGAAUUCUCUUGACGCGUUGGCUGCGGGUCUCUGGAAGUGGUGUCGUGCAACAAAGAUUGUCCCGAUUGCCUCGUACAUACCGGGCAGGGACAACCUCAUAGCCGACUUCCUCUCUCGGGGGCGCUGCCUCCCCUCCGAGUGGGCACUAAACCCAGAGAUCUUCAGGUCGAUUCUCCACCGCUGGGGACCGCUGGACAUCGACCUGUUCGCAACAGCGCUGAAUCGGAAGCUCCCAGUCUUCUGCUCUCGAGUAAACGAGAUGGAAGCGUCACAUCUCGAUGCUUUCUCAAUGAACUGGGGACAUCAGAGGUGCUAUGCCUUCCCGCCUUUCUCCCUGAUCCCGCAGGUCCUCCGGAAGGUGAAGGCGGACAGGGCGUGGGUACUUCUCAUAGCACCCAACUGGCCGGGAAGGGCGUGGUUCCCCCAACUACUGGAAUUAUUAGUGGGGGAUCCUCUCACUCUACCUCCGACAAGUCAGUUAGUUUCCCAGCCCCUCUCGGGAAUCAGGCAUCCGCGGCCGGAGUCACUACACUUGACUGCGUGGCCGCUCUCGGGGAGGAUGCCCGGGCCCUAG
Messenger RNA from Lytechinus variegatus (green sea urchin), 1014 nucleotides. RefSeq lists its product as uncharacterized. The coding region runs from base 1 to 1014 and encodes 337 amino acids. Lineage: Eukaryota; Metazoa; Echinodermata; Echinoidea; Temnopleuroida; Toxopneustidae. The record is from RefSeq and is a predicted model, not a curated record. The transcript has a single exon.